GGUAAGGCGGCGGGGCACUCACCAGAGGCCUCCGCCCCGGGGCUGUCCUGCGGACUAUAGCUGACGCCCGUGGGAAAAGCAGUCGGAGCAGAAGCACCCUCGGAACCAAAGCGCCCGCCCCGCCUACUCCUCGGCAGCGUUUCCCGGAGCACCAGGGGGCGGGGCCUGGCCGGUUGGCCUGGACGAACGGGAAGCCGGGAGCUCGGCCAGGGGUGGCGAGGGUGCGGUGAGGCCUGGUCUCCGGCUGCCAGACCAUGCUGAGUGGAGCACGCUGCAGACUCGCCUCAGCGCUGCGGGGAAGGCGCGCGCCGCCGUCCGCGGUCGCCCGUAGGUGCCUGCACGCGUCGGGGUCGCGGCCUUUGGCCGACCGGGGCAAGAAGACUGAGGAGCCGCCCCGCGCCUUCGAUCCGGCGCUGCUGGAGUUCCUGGUGUGCCCGCUCUCCAAGAAGCCGCUCAGAUAUGAAGCAUCAACAAAUGAAUUGAUUAAUGAAGAGUUGGGAAUAGCUUAUCCAAUCAUUGAUGGGAUCCCUAAUAUGAUACCACAGGCAGCUAGGAUGACAUGUCAAAGUAAGAAGCAAGAAGAAGUGGAGCAGCGCUAGUUCAUAAUUUAAAAAAAUUUAAGAAACACAACAGCCAACUUAGUACCAUAUACCUUUUGAAACACAGUGGCAGGUAAUAAGUGGAAGAGAAGAAUGUUUCUGUCUCUUCCUACGCUGACUGUUCUUAUUCCACUGGUUUCUUUAGCAGGACUGUUCUACUCAGCCUCUGUGGAAGAAAACUUCCCACAGGGCUGCACUAGCACAGCCAGCCUUUGCUUUUACAGCCUGCUCUUGCCUAUUACCAUACCAGUGUAUGUAUUCUUCCACCUUUGGACUUGGAUGGGUAUUAAACUCUUCAGGCAUAAUUGAUGCAACUAGAGUCAAUAUGCUGUAUAUAUUAAUGACAGCUCUUGGGCAUCGAUCUCUGAAAGCUCAAAUGGAUGGAAUUUAGUUUGCGGGAAAGAGGCUUUGCUUUGCGCAUAUCAGGCUUAGGACUGUGGGAGGCUUAAGUUGCAGAUGCUUCUUUUAUUGUACUCUUGUUCUGCCCUGUUUUUUGAAGGCUCUGACUUAUAACUGCUGUAUCAGAAGAAACGUUUUGACAGUGUCUUGUUGGAGAUGAACAUCCCUAAUUGACAUGUGAUGACUAUUUCUUAUUCCAUUCAUCUAAGAGUCAUUGAAAUUUUGUUUUGCUUGUUUGUUUAGUUCAAGGUCUUUGGUAAAGUCACAUGUUAGGGAUGACUGAAAUAAUUCCAAAGGAGUGAUGUUGGAAUAGUCCCUCUAAGGGAGAGAAAUGCAUUUGAACGAAUGUGAUAUAAAACCACAUAAUCAAAUAGAAACUUCAUGUACUUACAAAAACUGAGUUUGUAAAAUUACCUUCAUUUCUUUGACAUUAAAUGCUUAUAUUAGCAAUAAACAUGUUGACACUUUCCUAUAAAAAAUAAA
This is a messenger RNA of Gorilla gorilla gorilla (western lowland gorilla), 1481 nucleotides long. It is a transcript of the gene PYURF, whose product is annotated as PIGY upstream open reading frame. NCBI's taxonomy places the organism in Eukaryota, Metazoa, Chordata, Mammalia, Primates, Hominidae. Bases 255 to 599 code for a protein of 114 amino acids. The transcript is spliced from 2 exons. The record is from RefSeq and is a predicted model, not a curated record.